Messenger RNA from Schistocerca piceifrons (Central American locust), 594 nucleotides. RefSeq lists its product as uncharacterized. The coding region runs from base 1 to 594 and encodes 197 amino acids. Lineage: Eukaryota; Metazoa; Arthropoda; Insecta; Orthoptera; Acrididae. The transcript has 5 exons. The record is from RefSeq and is a predicted model, not a curated record.
AUGUUUUGUGAAGAGUCGAUGCUUUUAAAUUAUGACUGCCAGCUAAGGUGGUGCCUGCUUCUGGGCUCCUUCUUCAGUCAGAGCUCGGCCGAGUGGGAGCGACUGCUGUCCAGGCAGCGCAGGAAAGUGCUCUUCGUCGAUGCCAGCAGCAUGGGGAUACUGCUAGCGCUUGCGACGCCGAUCGACCUUCCGGGUCGGGACGUGUCCUUUUCCUACAACUUUGAAGCCAAUUACGCUCUGCCGAGCAACCUGACGCAGCUGCUCGAGUCCGAUUUCACGCUGGUGCGGAGACAACGCUCUCUAGACCGACGCUCGGCCUACAGCCUGCUGGAGAAGCGCUUCGAGAGGGAAGGUCUAACGGGCCGUGCAUGCGUUCUCAGGACGGUCUGUGAAGUUGCAGAGACACCUUUAAGGCACAACGGCCUCGUCGGAGAUCUUAUGCACAUUUUCUUCACACCUUCCACGUCGACGGAGGAGGGCCUGCCGCUGGAGUUCUCCGAGGCCGAGGAGCACGGCAGGGCCGGGGCCGACUGCGCAGCCGCCUACCCCGCCUGCAGACACAGCCCGCUCGACCUGGUGUCCGUCGUCAUAUGA